Molecule: messenger RNA, 1075 nt
Organism: Acomys russatus (golden spiny mouse)
Lineage: Eukaryota; Metazoa; Chordata; Mammalia; Rodentia; Muridae
Gene: Snx11
Product: sorting nexin 11
Exons: 8
Coding region: 165-977 (270 amino acids)
Biological process (GO): intracellular protein transport
Molecular function (GO): phosphatidylinositol binding
Source: RefSeq, a predicted model, not a curated record
CGCUGGCUGUCACCCGGAAGGAGAAGCCGGGCUUCGGACUAUAUGGUGCCGUGCUGGUGGUGUCGCUGUAGAGAGCUGCUGCUGCUCUCAGGAGCCAGCGCGGAUCAUUUGUUGGCAGUACAUAUUGGCUGAAGUCAGUUUUCAUUUCAAGAUGUUCUGCUCCGAUGGGCUACCGGUGUAGGAUGUUGGAGAACCAAGAACCGGAGGAGGUGACCACGGUGCGUGUUCAGGACCCCCGGGUACAGAAUGAGGGCUCCUGGAAUUCUUACGUGGAUUAUAAGAUAUUCCUUCAUACUAACAGCAAGGCCUUCACUGCCAAGACCUCCUGUGUGCGGCGCCGCUACCGUGAGUUCGUGUGGCUGAGGAAGCAGCUGCAGAGGAACGCAGGUUUGGUGCCUGUACCAGAACUUCCUGGGAAGUCCACUUUCUUCGGCAGCUCUGAUGAGUUUAUUGAGAAGCGACGACAAGGACUGCAGCAUUUCCUAGAAAAGGUCCUGCAAAGCGUGGUGCUUCUGUCAGACAGUCAGCUGCACCUCUUCCUCCAGAGCCAGCUCUCAGUGCCCGAGAUCGAAGCCUGUGUCCAGGGCCGAGGGCCCAUGACUGUGUCCGAUGCCAUUCUUAGCUAUGCUAUGUCAAACUGUGGCUGGGCCCAGGAGGAGAGACAGAGCACCUCCCACCUGGCUAAGGGAGACCAACCCAACAGUUGCUGCUUUCUUCCCAGAUCAGGGAGGAGGAACUCACCUUCCCCACCGCCCGGCGAAGAGAAGGACCACUUAGAGACAUGGGCUCCAGUCAUCGACUCUGAGGGCCCAUCCUUAGAAAAUGUCAUGCCGCCACCCAACUCGUCACCAUCAUCCUGUGAUAUUGCAAGACCCUCUGAGGGGCUCUCUGCAUCCCAGCCUGUGAGGAGGGCUGUGGGCGGGGACCAUGCUGUGCCUUUGGAUCCUGGUCAACUAGACCCAGUGUGGGGAAAGUGAGCUGUGGCCGAGCUCCAUCCGGGUUCUCCUGGGCGGUGGAGAAGAUGCAGGCCGCAGUCACAGUGAGAUGGGUUGGGCACAGGGCAGGCGAAGGGGAA